Mercurialis annua (annual mercury) is the source of this 1803-nucleotide messenger RNA. RefSeq names its product cytochrome P450 94A2-like. The coding region runs from base 103 to 1617 and encodes 504 amino acids. Gene Ontology annotation, molecular function: heme binding; iron ion binding; monooxygenase activity. The record is from RefSeq and is a predicted model, not a curated record. NCBI's taxonomy places the organism in Eukaryota, Viridiplantae, Streptophyta, Magnoliopsida, Malpighiales, Euphorbiaceae. The transcript has a single exon.
CCACUACAUCUCAAUUCACUUUACCAACAAAAUAGUUCAUUCAUAUAUUCAUCGCUACCUUAAAUUUGUCUUUACUCUGUUGCUUAAAUCAGCCACAAGAAAAUGUUUACAGAGCUCUCAGUAUCAUUUUUCUGUAUACUUCUCUCGUUGUUCUUUAUAUUUUCUGUCGCUAAAUCCUCUAAAUCCAAAAAAUCAACCCCUAAUAAUUACUCCCCUAAACCAUACCCAAUAUUUGGUCACUAUUUUGAUCUAAAAGAAAACUGGCACCGUCGUGUUCAAUGGACGUCGGAUAUUCUCCGAAACUCACCUACAGCGACGUUUAUGUUGCGACGCCCAUUAGGUGGCCGCGCAAUUAUUACAGCGAACCCAGCAAAUGUUCAACAUAUGCUCAAGACUCACUUUCAUCUCUACCAAAAAGGCGACCAAUUUCAUAGCAUUCUCUACGACUUUCUCGGAAAUGGAAUCUUUAACGUCGACGGCGACAGUUGGAAAUUUCAACGACAAGUUGCUAGCCACGAAUUCAACACUAAAUCGUUGCGGAAGUUUAUGGAAACUGUCGUGGAUACCGAGCUUUCGCAGCGACUAAUUCCAAUUCUCUCUGCCGCCGCUGAAAAUGAAACUGUUCUUGAUUUUCAGGAUAUAUUACAAAGAUUUGCGUUCGAUAAUAUAUGUACGAUUGCAUUUGGGUAUGAUCCUUCUUACUUAUUGCUGUCGCUUCCGCAAGCGGAAUUCGCGCAAGCUUUUGAAGAUAGUGUCAGAAUUAGCAGCGAACGGUUCAACUCACCAUUAAUCUGGAAAAUCAAGAAAGCUUUCAGAAUUGGAUCAGAAAAACAGCUCCGAGAAGCCACAUCUAAGGUCCGCAAUUUCGCAGCUCAUCUCGUGAAAGAAAAAAAGCAAGAACUUAAAGAAAAUUCCUCGCUCCAAUCCGUUGAUCUUUUAUCAAGAUUCUUGAGCUCGGGCCAUUCUGAUGAAACAUUUGUGACUGAUAUAGUCAUCAGCUUUAUAUUAGCAGGCCGCGACACCACUUCCGCAGCGUUAACAUGGUUUUUCUGGCUGUUAGCGAAUCACCCAGAAGUGGAGUCCAACAUCUUUGAGGAAAUAAAUGAGAAAUCAGAGAUGCCGAUUUUCGAAGAAGUUAAAGACAUGGUGUACACACAUGCAGCUUUAUGCGAAAGCAUGAGGCUAUAUCCGCCAGUUCCGACUGAUUCCAAGGUCGCGUUAGCUGACGAUGUUUUGCCUGACGGUACUGUGGUGACUAAAGGGACGAGAGUUGGCUAUCAUCCGUAUGCAAUGGGGAGACUAGAGAUUCUAUGGGGUGCUGAUUGGGCUGAUUUUAAGCCUGCGAGAUGGCUUCAGAGAGAUGCAGAGGACAAAAAAUGGAAUUUUGUCGGGAGAGAUGCGUACACGUAUCCGGUGUUUCAAGCCGGACCGAGGAUUUGUUUGGGUAAAGAAAUGGCGUUCUUGCAGAUGAAGAGGGUUGUUGCUGGUGUUUUGAGUCGGUUUAAGAUUGUUCCGGCGACGGAUGAUGGGUUUGAGCCAGUGUUUAUGGCGUAUCUAACGGCCAAGAUGAAGGAUGGGUUUCCUGUCAGGAUUGUGAAAAGAGAAAUAAGCAAGUAAUAAAGCUUGCUGCUAUAAGAAUGGAUGAUCCUGUUCGCCUGUUUAGUGUUUGUUAAAAAGUCUGAAUGAGAUUAGUAAUUUUGAUUAGCAAUCGUAUGGUACAUAUUUUGUUUUUUUAAUUCUUUUUUCACACUUUGUAAUUCACUUCAUUAUAUGAUUUGAGUAAUAAAUUUCUUUCGCAUAGAA